Molecule: messenger RNA, 1263 nt
Organism: Sporothrix brasiliensis 5110
Lineage: Eukaryota; Fungi; Ascomycota; Sordariomycetes; Ophiostomatales; Ophiostomataceae
Exons: 1
Coding region: 1-1263 (420 amino acids)
Source: RefSeq, a predicted model, not a curated record
AUGAAGACUACUGGUGCCGUUCUCGCCUUCGCUGGCGCUGCCGCUGCUCGCGACAUUUCUCUGUACAAGGCUGUCCUGAAGCGUGAGGUUCCCCAGGAGCACUCGCACCAGAACAUCCUCGACGUCGUCAACCCCAUCCUGCAGCAGAACAACCCGCUGGCCAUCCAGGACGCCGUCUUCGGUCUGCUCGGCAACGCUGCCGCCGCCAAGGGUGCUCCCAAUGUCAAGGACCUCGACUGUCUCCAGCAGAUCGUUGCCGACCAGGUCUUCACCAAUGCCGUCGCCGCUGGUGACGUCAACGGCCAGGUCAACGCCAUUCUCUACCGUGCCCUGGAGCGCAACACCGGCUCUGUCGGCCUGGAGUCGGUUCUCUGCACGCAGACCGCCGUCAACCCCGAGAUUGCUGCCAUCACCCAGCACCAAGACCCUGCCUCGGCUGCUGCCUCGGGCAACAAGCAAAUUGCCGUGAACGUCGCCAAGCAGAUCGCUGCCGUCGGCGGUGACCCGACCCUGGCCAACGAGGCCGGCACUUUCGCCCCUGGUAAGAUUGGCGACCCGACUGCCAAGGGCAACACCUGCGAUGAUGCCGCCGAUACCGCUGGCUGCAUCAACUCCCAGAAGCUAUUGGUCGCCGACCUGUCGGCUGCUGAGAUCAAGACUGCCGUCGCCGGCGUCAAGGUCAAGUCCCGUGCCUCGGCCUCGGUCAACGUCCAGACCUUCACGGGCGCCCUGGGCGGCCCUCCUCCGCCUGUGGUGAGCUCGGAUGCCGAUCCCAAGCGCCCCUUCUCGGUUGACGGCUCGACCUUUGUCAACCAGGGUGCUGCUCUCCAGCGCUCUUGCUCUGUCCAGCACAACGCCUGCUCCACGGCUGCCAACUCGGGCCAGAUUUCGGGCGGCGUUGCCCAGUGCGAGACCCAGCAGUCCGCCUGCGAGGCCGCCUCGGGCGCUGCCAAGCGCGUCAAGAAGCUCCGUCGCGCUGCUCUUGACUUUGGCUCGUGCUCCAACCCCGCCAUCAAGUUCGCCGCAGGCCUCGACGGCCGCAAGGAGGAGUCGUUCGCGCCGGUCGACUCGGCUCAGUUCAGCCACGGCUCGGCCCUGAACAUCAAGGUCAUCUCGGGCUUCAUUUGCGGCCAGCUCAGCUCCAACUGCAAGGCUGGCGCGGAUGCUGUGUCGGCCUGCAACAGCGCUGCCUCGGCUGCCAACGCCGCCAGCGGCCAGGCUGCGGCGGACGCCUUCAACAGCGCCCUGGGUGUGUCUGCAUAA